Messenger RNA from Canis lupus familiaris (dog), 1116 nucleotides. RefSeq names its product TEN1 subunit of CST complex (gene TEN1). Gene Ontology annotation, biological process: negative regulation of telomere maintenance via telomerase. Gene Ontology annotation, cellular component: CST complex. The record is from RefSeq and is a predicted model, not a curated record. NCBI's taxonomy places the organism in Eukaryota, Metazoa, Chordata, Mammalia, Carnivora, Canidae. The transcript is spliced from 5 exons. The coding region runs from base 459 to 824 and encodes 121 amino acids. Gene Ontology annotation, molecular function: single-stranded DNA binding; telomeric repeat DNA binding; telomerase inhibitor activity.
GCCCCUCCUGGUUCCCCGCGGCGCCGGCGUGCGCGCCGUGACUGCGGCCUGCGCCGGACUGAGGCGUCCCCCGGCCUCGUCCAGGGGAGCCCCGCAGCGACCCCCGGCCGGGGAGGAAACCCUGGAAGACCGUCGGGAAACUGCCCUGGGGAGCGGUGGCGGGCGCUGGGGGAGAAAGCCAGGCGCUCCUGGUAGCCCGCCCCUCCGUCGUCACAUGAUCGCGCGGGGCGGAAAACGGGAACCCGAGGCCGCCGCGACGCCCUGACAGGUCGGCGAGAAGGUAGGGAAGGGGCGGGACGAUGCGGCUGAGGAGGAGUGCGCCUGCGCCGUGGGACUCGCCGGGCCCGCCGCUUCCGGGUUCGCGUGCGGAGACCGCCCGAGGACUGAAGGUGGAGCAUCUUGUCUUCUGUGACUGACACGUUUGAAGAAUCUUCAAAAAUCCCUCUCCACUAUUUGGGAUGCUGCCCAAACCUGGGAUCUAUUACUUCCCCUGGGAAGUCAGUGCUGGCCAAGUUCCCGAUGGGGGCGCGCUGAGAACAUUCGGCAGGUUGUGCCUCUAUGACAUGACCCAAUCCCGAAUGACCCUGCGAGCUCAGCAUGGAUCUGACGAGCACCAGAUCCUGGUCUGCACCAAGCUAGUGGAGCCGUUCCAAGCCCAAAUUGACUCCCUGUACCUUGUCCUUGGGGAGCUCGAACACCAAGACGGAGGCUCCGUGGUGAAGGCCCGGGUGCUGACUUGUGUGGAAGGAAUGAACCUACCCUUGUUAGAACAAGCCGUGCGGGAGCAGAGGAGGUACCAGGAAGAGAGGGACAGCAGCCGGUAGCAAAUGGCCGUUCCUGGCAACCGCCCUCCCUCGCCCCCCAACCAGCUUCUGAGGCCGAGCCCACUGGAGAUGCCUGAGGAGAGAAGAUCCAGGACCUUCCUCAGAAUGACACCCUCUGGAGCCAGAGAGAAGAGGGGACGUUUGCUAAUUUGGAUCAUUCCAGACACACACACCCCUCGCCGGGAGCCCGUGGGAGGCUGAGCUGUGGGGUGCUGGGCGCUGAGCCUCGUGUGGGAAUAUGGAGGGUUCUGGAAGGUCCUCAUGAAUAAAGGCCCCAGUGGGGGAGACCUUG